CGGCGGUGCUCCGGCUGUAUAUAUAGCGGUGCGCCCCCGGACGGCCGCGUCUCUUCCUCAGUCCUCACCGGAACUCACUGGACGCUCUCUCGCGCAGACAUGGCCGUUUGAAGCGCGCGGCGGCUCUCCUUGCGGCGACAACCCGGCAGCGCGAAGGCUAAGCGCACUGGCUCGUUCCGGCAACAUGGCGUCUCUCUCGGCACACAACCACAGCUCUGCUGCCGUGGACCGCGGUACCGAACCCCUCGACCCGCUCACGUUACCGGGCUCCUCGCCUUUGUUUUUAUUCGCCCGCUCACGGUUGACGGCGCCCUGCAGUCAUGACCCUCUCCCAGCUGGCCCUGGAGGACGUGGAGGCCCUGUACUUAGGGCCCUCGUUCCUGAUGGCUGACCCCAUGGGGCCCCUUCUGGACCAAGAUGAAGAAGCUCUCUCUCCCUCCUCCUCUCUGGAGGGCAAGGCGCCAUCUUCGCCCCCCCUCUCUUUCUCCUCCUACGCCUCCUCCCCACCUCGCUCCCCGACGCCCCCCACCCACCCCUCCUUGUUACUGGGCACCAAGGCCGGAGCAGACCCCCUGUCCCUCCCUUGGCUGGUAGCCGGAGACCUCCUCACAGCCCACAUCGGAGCGGACGACGAUGAUGCUUUUGCGGGCAUGGACUGGAUGUCGGAGAAGAUCAACCUGAGCGAGUUCGACCUGCAGACCCUCAUCGGCUCCUCCGACGAGGGUCUCGGCUCCCCCGAUGACCUCCUGGACUCCGACAUGGAUCUGGACGUGGACUCCUUCGACGCAGCCGUCUCGCUGCCCGGCAUCCCCCCCCUCCCUCUGGUGGACGAGGUGGUUCCUGACCAAGGGGUUGUCUCGGCGUCUGAGCCCCUGUCUCCGGUGGCUCCGCCCUUCACCCAGGAGCUGUGGAGCGACGUCCAGGACGCGGAGAAGCUGCCGCUGUCCCUCUCGGUCGCCAUCCUUCCAGAUCCCAGAGGGAGCCAGCAGCCCGGCGGCCCCGUCGUGCUCUCUCUGCCCACCUUCGUGGUGGUCCUCACCAGCGAGGGCCAGCCCCCCCUCGUGUCCAUCCCCGACCCGUCCGCUACGACUCCUCCGUCGGGCGGCUGCGACAGCGACUCCGGCAUCGAGUCCGCCGCCGGCUCGCCCGCUCGCCUCCUUACUCUGACUGCCGGUUCCUCCAGGACCAAACCCUACUCCAAACCAGAGUCCUCCUCUUCCCCCCCGUCCCCCUCGGCCAAGACCCCCCGGGUCAAAUCGGUGUCCGGCGCCCCCAAGGUGGAGAAGAAGCUGAAGAAGAUGGAGCAGAACAAGACGGCAGCCACUCGCUACCGGCAGAAGAAGCGGGAUGAGCAGGGCCUGCUCGGCUCGGAGUGCGACCAGCUGGAGAAGAGGAACGGCGAGCUGGCGGAGAAGGUGGAGUCCAUCAGCCGGGAGAUCCAGUACCUCAAGGACCUGAUGGAGGAAGUCCGCAAGCGACGCGUCAAGUCCAGCGCAGUGGCGUAGGAUGUGAGGGCGAGCGCAUGAAACGCACCCCGCGAGCAGAGAGGAGUUUAAAGGCGGUGUGCAAAAGAGAAGUCUCUGGAAAGUCGAUGAGAUUGACGUGUUGGGGGAGGGGCUAGGAGGUGGUCAGGUGGUGCAUCUCCCCCUCCCCUUAGCCCCCCCCUCACACAAGCCGUAUUUGUAGUAGCGCCCGUCACUCAACACCUGAUCCCAGUUCAGUUCCUUGUUCUUCACAGCUUCAGUCCAGAAAGAGGCCUCAACCUAUUUAUGAAUUCUCCACGCGACACUCGGUCAACGUGGUGUUUCUGUUUUUGUGUACAUAGUGUUUCUGCUCUUCAGCUUGCCCGUAGUUUUAUUUAAUCCUGGAUUAAACAAACCUGGAUUAAACAAACCUGUACUUUCCUGAGUAGCUCAGCUGUUUUUUGGCUUGUAAAAGAAAAAAGAAUGCUUUGCUCUUUUUCUAAUAAAUAUCGAUCAGAACUCAAA
Cyclopterus lumpus (lumpfish) is the source of this 1988-nucleotide messenger RNA. It is a transcript of the gene atf4a, whose product is annotated as activating transcription factor 4a. Gene Ontology annotation, cellular component: ATF1-ATF4 transcription factor complex; nucleus; ATF4-CREB1 transcription factor complex. Gene Ontology annotation, biological process: regulation of transcription by RNA polymerase II. The coding region runs from base 321 to 1505 and encodes 394 amino acids. The transcript is spliced from 4 exons. Gene Ontology annotation, molecular function: RNA polymerase II transcription regulatory region sequence-specific DNA binding; DNA-binding transcription activator activity, RNA polymerase II-specific. Lineage: Eukaryota; Metazoa; Chordata; Actinopteri; Perciformes; Cyclopteridae. The record is from RefSeq and is a predicted model, not a curated record.